Molecule: messenger RNA, 1281 nt
Organism: Bactrocera tryoni
Lineage: Eukaryota; Metazoa; Arthropoda; Insecta; Diptera; Tephritidae
Exons: 1
Coding region: 1-1281 (426 amino acids)
Molecular function (GO): nucleic acid binding; zinc ion binding
Source: RefSeq, a predicted model, not a curated record
AUGUCAGGAGUAGACCCCUUUAAAAAAGCCUCGCGUUUGGCUAGAUCGCCAGUGAAGGUGCUCUCCGCACAAAGACCAGUGAGGUCGAAAUCAUCACCUCCAACGCUGCAGAAGAACACCCCGAUAUUGGAAGAAGCACAGUCGCAACGUGAUCAUAUGAAUCAACUUGGAGAUAUGAUACAAAAGCUAACGGAUAUGAUGCAUCCGCCACAGCGCACUAUCAACAAUCCCAUGAGGGAACUGCUUACCGAAAUAUCGAAAUACCGUGCACAAGACGACCAUAUUCGACAAAGGGAAGCUAACAUAGGAAGAAGAGUAGCUAUGGAACAGACGACUGCUGAAGUCACACCGAAAAGACCACGUGACAAGCAGAUAAAGCGACGAACCCCUCCAAAAAGGACUAAAACAACGCAUGACGAACCAAGUGUGAAAGCAGGAGAAAGCAGAAAUCUCGGGGGAGGAGAAAAGGACGCGUCAAGGGAAGAAACCUGGAUCACGAUACCAAGUAAAGCCCAAAAAAAUAAAAACAAGAAGAAGGAAAACGCCGUACCACGCCUUCGACCAGAAGCAAUAGUUAUCGCAAAAACCGGUGACAUGUCUUACGCAGACAUGCUUCGGGCGGUUAAGCAGAAUGAAAAUCUGCAAGUGCUUGGGGAAAAUGUCUCACGAAUUAAAAAGACAGCUAAAGGUGAGAUACUGUUGGAGCUAAAGAAAGCGCAGACAGGAAGUACUAAGGAAUAUAGAGAGGAGAUAGUGAAGAUACUAGGAGAUCAGGCACAAAUAAGAUCUCUAACACAAGAAAUUACAGUGGAAGUGCGAGACUUGGACGAUAUAACGACGAAAGAGGAUAUAGCACAGGCAAUUCGUUCAGAAUUUGAAGAGCUGCGUCUAUUUAGUGUAGAAUGCAUUAAAAGCAUCAGACAUGCAUAUGCAGGCACGCAAAAAGCUAUCAUAAGCCUUCAUGCACAGGAAGCAAAGCACCUACUGGCAGCACAAAAGAUAAAAAUCGGCUGGUCAAUCUGCAGAAUCAGGGAAAAAGCGCAGCUGAAGAAAUGCUUCAGAUGUUUUGAGUAUGGACAUGUGGCGAAAGCAUGCAGCAACCCAGAAGACAGGAGCAAGUGCUGUAUUAAAUGCGGUGAGGAGGGUCAUUUCGCCAAAGAUUGUGUUAACAAUCCUUCCUGCAAGGCAUGUAAACACAGUGGAAGCACAAACAUAGACCAUCAGAUAGGAAGCCGGAAAUGCCCCAUAUAUACAGCAGCGCUCAAAAAACCUAAAAGAUGA